Molecule: messenger RNA, 696 nt
Organism: Verticillium dahliae VdLs.17
Lineage: Eukaryota; Fungi; Ascomycota; Sordariomycetes; Glomerellales; Plectosphaerellaceae
Product: 37S ribosomal protein S24
Exons: 3
Coding region: 1-696 (231 amino acids)
Biological process (GO): mitochondrial translation
Cellular component (GO): mitochondrial small ribosomal subunit
Molecular function (GO): structural constituent of ribosome
Source: RefSeq, a predicted model, not a curated record
AUGGGCCAGGCUCGCAUGAAGUUGGCUGGGUUUCCCUUUGCUCUGUGCCUCAUCAGCAUACCUAAGCUUUCCAGGAGGGGAACAACAGAACUCGCCAAGCCGUUUGAGCCGCCGACGAAGGAGGAGGUGCUGCGAUACCGAUACACGACAUACAUGGGCGAGAACCACCCGGCAGAGAAGAAGGUGGUCGUCCAGUUCUCGCCGGCCGACCUGGGCUUGACGCCGGUGCAGGCGAACAAGCUCAAGAAGCUAGCGGGGACGCGGUACGACCCGGGCAAGGACAUCGUCAAGAUGAGCUGCGAGAGCUUCGACCACGCCGCGCAGAACAAGCGAUACCUCUCGGACCAGGUGGACACGCUCGUGGCGGCGGCCAAGGACCCCAAGGACACAUUCGAGGACAUUCCUCUGGAUACGCGACACUACAAGCCGGUGGUCAAGCCCAAGUUCCCCAAGGCGUGGCGGUUGACGCCGGACCGCAAGAAGGAGCUGGCGGCGUUGCGGGAGCAGGCCAAGCAGCUGGACGCCGGCAAGAAGGCCGAGGGACAACUGGUGGAUGGACAGAAGAUGAUCGACGCGAUGCUGGGCGGGCCUUCCGUUGUUGCACAGCAGACGAUAAGCAAAGAAGCCAUGGCCGAGAUGUUGGUAAUCGCACAGAGGCAAGCGCCGCCCAAGGCCAGAAAGCAGGACAGAAACUAG